Molecule: messenger RNA, 1011 nt
Organism: Pistacia vera
Lineage: Eukaryota; Viridiplantae; Streptophyta; Magnoliopsida; Sapindales; Anacardiaceae
Product: probable carboxylesterase 15
Exons: 1
Coding region: 1-1011 (336 amino acids)
Molecular function (GO): hydrolase activity
Source: RefSeq, a predicted model, not a curated record
AUGGUUACUGAGAAAACAAUAGUUGAAGAAGUCUCCGGUUGGCUACGAAUCUACAAUGAUGGCUCCGUGGACCGCACAUGGACCGGACCACCCGAGGUCAAGUUCAUGAUCGACCCCGUCCCACCCCACCAGGAAUUUUCACACGGCAUCGCCACCAAGGAUGUCACCAUCAACGGCACUACUAAUCUCCGAGUCCGAAUUUAUCAACCAGAGAAACAACACGAUGAUCAACACAAGCUACCGAUUCUUCUUCAUUUUCACGGCGGCGGUUUUUGCGUUAGCCAACCUAAUUGUUUUAUGUACUAUAACAUUUACUCUAGGCUUGCGAAGUCUGUCCCCGCCGUUAUUGUCUCCGUUUAUCUCCGGCUAGCUCCCGAGCACCGCCUUCCGGCUGCAUGCGACGAUGGCUUCGAAGCCCUGAUGUGGCUCCGUUCACUGGCUCAGGGCCAGUCACAUGAGCCUUGGAUCAACAAAAACGGAAACUUCAACCGAGUUUUUCUCAUUGGAGAUAGCUCAGGAGGGAACGUGGUGCACGAAGUAGCAGCACGUGCAGGAAAUGUGCACGACAUAACUCCGUUAAAACUAGUCGGAGCGAUUCCGAUCCAUCCGGGUUUCAUGCGGGCAGAACGGAGCAAGUCGGAGUUGGAAAAACCCGAGUCACCGUUUUUAACCCUAGAGAUGGUGGAUAAGUUAAUUAAGUUAGCGUUACCGGAGGGGUGUAAUAAGGAUCAUCAUUUAACGUGUCCAAUGGGGGCGGCUGCGCCGCCGUUGAAUGAGCUAAAACUGCCGCCGUUUCUGGUAUGUGUGGCGGAGAAUGACUUGAUGUAUGACACUGAGUUGGAGUACUAUGAGGCGAUGAAGAAGGCGGAGAAAGAUGUGGGAUUGGUGAUGAGUAAUGGGAUGGGGCAUUGUUUUUAUUUGAAUAAAAUUGCAAUAGACAUGGAUCCAAAAACUGGUGGAGAAACUAGCAAUCUUAUUCAAAGUAUCUCAGAGUUCAUAAAAAAGCAUUGA